AUGGCUCCAAGAGGUCAAGAUGCCAAGAAAGGUUCCAAGAAAGCAGUCAAGGCCCCACAGCCCAACGGUGGCAAGAAGAGGCACAGGAGAAGGAAGGAGAGCUACAGAAUCUACAUCUACAAAGUCCUUAAGCAGGUUCACCCUGAUACCGGAAUUUCUGGCCAAGCCAUUACGAUCAUGAACAGCGUCGUCAACGACAUCUUCAAGCGGAUUUCCGGCGAACCUUCUCGGCUGGGCAAAUGCAACAAGAAAUCUACCAGUCUAUUGACUAAACUUUUUAUUUGGCCUAUCAGUGACAGAUUUAGUCACAAUGUUUGGAUUCCUGUAUACACUUAAUUGCAACACAACAUGAUGAUCUUCUUUUU
Messenger RNA from Lytechinus variegatus (green sea urchin), 365 nucleotides. Its product is annotated as histone H2B.1, embryonic-like. Gene Ontology annotation, molecular function: protein heterodimerization activity; DNA binding; structural constituent of chromatin. Gene Ontology annotation, biological process: nucleosome assembly. NCBI's taxonomy places the organism in Eukaryota, Metazoa, Echinodermata, Echinoidea, Temnopleuroida, Toxopneustidae. Bases 1 to 336 code for a protein of 111 amino acids. The record is from RefSeq and is a predicted model, not a curated record. The transcript has a single exon. Gene Ontology annotation, cellular component: nucleosome.